Messenger RNA from Closterium sp. NIES-65, 3480 nucleotides. The record is from the annotation of a GenBank genome assembly. NCBI's taxonomy places the organism in Eukaryota, Viridiplantae, Streptophyta, Zygnematophyceae, Desmidiales, Closteriaceae.
AUGGUUUUCCGACGUUGCGCGACGACGAGUCGCAGCCGUCGCAGGGACCGACAGCUGUCGCACAGUCUGCCAGUCGUCGCUUUGGCGCUUCUCGCCUUUGCAAUACGGCCGCUGGAAGGCGCCUCGAGCGGCGCCGGCUUCGUGAAUUCAUGGGCAAAUCAUCUCCUCCGCUACUCCAGCCUCCCUCGCCACGAACAAUCCACUGACGCGUCGCUUCUCCCAUCCUCGUUACAAUCCGCCCCAAUAUCAUCGCACAAGGCACCCGGUUCGUUUCUCCCAUCCGCCCUUCCUUCCGCCUCCGCCGCCAAAUCACGCCGCGCCUCCACCGCCCCCGCGCUCCCCCAGCACCUUCCGCGUUUCCUCCACUCCGCGCAUUCUCAACCAUCCCCCGCCUCCGCCCCCGUGUGGCGCAACCGCGUCACCCUCUCCCGCGUAGCCGCGCUUCCGCCCGCCCCCCCGUCCGCGGGGAGCAGGAGGGUCGAGUUAGAAUCAACGGUGAAGCGCAAGGCGACAACGACUCGGCCAAAAUCCGUGCCGUCCACUUUGGGCGCUGCUGACCGUACGAUGCUGCUGAGUCGGAUGAACGAUGCGCGAGCGUCUGUUUCAGCCACAGCCGUCCCACGCCCAUCCGCCGCACUCCCAAACCUGACCUGGAGCGACACCCUGGCAGGCUCGGCGCAGGCCUGGGCAGCCAAAGAAGCAGGUUCGGUGUGCGCCGGGCCUGUGGACGCGUUCGGCAGCACUCUGUCCCUAUGGUCGCAGCAGCCUGGCAGUGCGUAUGGAGUGAGCUGGUACGGGUUUGAGUCGGCUGCUUCCUCCCCUGCCGGCAGCACUCCCUCUGACGCCCUCACCGCGUGGCUCUACGAGAAGGCCUUCUAUGAUCCCAUACGGAACGAGUGCUCGGACACGGACGACUGUGAGGACUACCGCCAGAUCGUGUGGCGAACCACCACUUCAGUGGGCUGCGGCAUGGUAACGUGCAGCGAGGCCAACGCACCCAUCCCAACGUCACAUGCAACGAGGCCAAUGCACCCAUCCCAACGUCUCUCUUCGUCCUCCUCUGCUACUUCGACCCCCCCGGAAACCUUCCCAACCAACACCCCUGGCUCUCCCCCCCCCUCCCCACCUUCCCCCGCUCCUCCCCCUCCCGCCACCCCUCCCCCUCGCCCACCCCCACCCUCUCCUCGCGCCGCCCCCACUCCCCCCCCACCUCCCCUCCGCGCGCCUCCCCCUAAAGCCUCCUCACCUCCCCCUCCUCCCCCUGUGCGGAGCCCUCCCCCCCGCCUCCCCCCGCCCGCUUCCCCCAGCCCUCCCCCUCCGCGCGCUUCCCCCUUGGGGGUGACCAGCGUGGGGGAGGGGGGGAGGGAGACGCUGCUGCAGGGGAUGAAUGGAGCGAGGCUUGCAGUCCCCUCUGCCAGCCUGUCAGCGCUGACCUGGAGCGACGCCUUGGCCACGUCAGCACAACAAUGGGCAGCCAAUCAGACAGCAUCCCUCUGCUCGGCCCCUCUAGACGCCUUCGGCUCAGCCCUCUCUUUCAGCGCAGCCAUUCCUGUAGCCGCUGCCACCCUCCCCUCUCUGUUUACUGCUGCUACAACCUCUCCUCUGUCGGCUGCUGCCGCUCCUGCCGGCAGCACUCCCUCUGACGCCCUCAGCGCAUGGCUCUCUGAGAAGCAGAAGUACAACUCAGAAGCUGACACGUGCGCAGCAGGGGAGCUCUGCAGCAAUUACCGGCAGAUUGUGUGGAAGGCUGCUACAGCCGUGGGGUGUGGCAUGGUUACUUGUUCAGAGACCCGUGCACCCUCCCCCACCACCCUCUUCACCCUCCUCUGCCUCUUCAACUCCCAAGCCUCCUCCAACCUACACCCUUGGCUCGCCUCCCCUCCCCCUCCUCCCUCUCCGCCCUCCCCUCCUCCAUCCCCCCCUCGCUCUCCCAACCCUCCCCCAUCCCCACCUCCCCCUCGCCGCCCUCCUCCUUCUCCUCCUCUCCGUUCCUCUCCCCCUCCUCCUCCUGCCGCCCGCUCCCCCCCUCCCCGCCCCCCUCCCCCUGUGCUGCGCCCCCCUUCCCCUCCCCCCCCGUCCCCCCCCCCGGCACGAGGGGCGGGUGUGCUAGGGGGAGGGGGGAGGGCGGAGCUGCUGGCGCUUAUCAACAGAGAGAGGUGGGUGGGGUGGGCGGAGUAUUUUGUCUAUUUGUGUGCGUGCAUGGGUGCGUGUGCACUGCAUGGGUGCGUGUGCACUGCAUGGGUGCGUGUGCACUGCAUGGGUGCGUGUGCACUGCAUGGGUGCGUGUGCACUGCAUGGGUGCGUGUGCACUGCAUGGGUGCGUGUGCACUGCAUGGGUGCGUGUGCACUGCAUGGGUGCGUGUGCACUGCAUGGGUGCGUGUGCACUGCAUGGGUGCGUGUGCACUGCAUGGGUGCGUGUGCACUGCAUGGGUGCGUGUGCACUGCAUGGGUGCGUGUGCACUGCAUGGGUGCACGUGCACUGCAUGGGUGCAUGUGCACUGCAUGGGUGCGUGUGCACUGCAUGGGUGCGUGUGCACUGCAUGGGUGCAUGUGCACUGCAUGGGUGCGUGUGCACUGCAUGGGUGCGUGUGCACUGCAUGGGUGCGUGUGCACUGCAUGGGUGCGUGUGCACUGCAUGGGUGCGUGUGCACUGCAUGGGUGCGUGUGCACUGCAUGGGUGCGUGUGCACUGCAUGGGUGCGUGUGCACUGCAUGGGUGCGUGUGCACUGCAUGGGUGCGUGUGCACUGCAUGGGUGCGUGUGCACUGCAUGGGUGCGUGUGCACUGCAUGGGUGCGUGUGCACUGCAUGGGUGCGUGUGCACUGCAUGGGUGCGUGUGCACUGCAUGGGUGCGUGUGCACUGCAUGGGUGCGUGUGCACUGCAUGGGUGCGUGUGCACUGCAUGGGUGCGUGUGCACUGCAUGGGUGCGUGUGCACUGCAUGGGUGCAUGUGCACUGCAUGGGUGCGUGUGCACUGCAUGGGUGCGUGUGCACUGCAUGGGUGCAUGUGCACUGCAUGGGGCGCCUGCCAGCCUGUCAGCGCUGACCUGGAGCGAUGCCUUGGCCACGUCAGCGCAGCAGUGGGCGGCCAAUCAGACCGCAGCACUGUGCUCUGCCCCUCUAGAUGCCUUCGGCUCGCUUCUCCCUCGAGCCGCUACAACCGUACCUACAGCCGUGGCUUGGGGUGUGAGCUGGUACGGGUUUGAGUCGGCUGCUGCCUCACCUGAAGGCAGCGCUCCCUCUGACGCCAUCAGUGCAUGGCUCUAUGAAAAGCAGAACUACGAUCCAACCACCAAGACCUGCUCCCCUUUUGAUUCGUGUGACAACUACCGUCAGAUCGUCGGCAUCACAACCACAGCUGUCGGAUGUGGAACGAUUUCCUGCCUUGAGUCCAAAGCACCCAUCCCCACCACUCUCUACAUCCUCAUGUGCCACUUCGACCCCCCUGGUUACACGCUAACCACCCGCCGCCGCUUCUAG